This is a messenger RNA of Octodon degus (degu), 801 nucleotides long. Its product is annotated as olfactory receptor 5I1-like. Gene Ontology annotation, cellular component: membrane. The annotation marks the transcript as partial. Gene Ontology annotation, biological process: G protein-coupled receptor signaling pathway; sensory perception of smell. The transcript has 2 exons. Gene Ontology annotation, molecular function: G protein-coupled receptor activity; olfactory receptor activity; odorant binding. NCBI's taxonomy places the organism in Eukaryota, Metazoa, Chordata, Mammalia, Rodentia, Octodontidae. The record is from RefSeq and is a predicted model, not a curated record.
AUGGUUCUACUUUUUGAAAAUUUACAGGAAGCCAAAAAGGGGAACGGAGUUUCUGUUUUGAGAAUUUACUACCUCAAGUCAGCGUCCAGGUAUCACCACCACUUCGCCCUACUCUGUCACCACUCCAGACACAGAGGAGCACUGCGGAUGACGCGCUUGGAGAAUUGCAGUGUCGCAGCGGACUUCCUCCUUGUGGGAUUCAGUGACCACCCCGAGCUUCAGCAUCUGCUUUUAGCGGUGUUCUCCUCCAUUUACUCUGUCACCGUGAUGGGGAAUCUUGGCAUGAUUUUGCUAAUCACAGUCAGCCCGCACUUGCACACCCCAAUGUACUUUUUCCUCUGCAUGCUGUCCUUUGUGGAUACGUGCUACUCCUCUGCCAUUGCCCCCAAAUUACUGGCGAACUUGAUUUCUGAUGAGAAGACCAUUUCUUACCACGGCUGUGCUGCCCAGUUGUAUUUUUUCUGCUCUUUGGUUGACACAGAAUCUUUCCUCUUGGCUGCCAUGGCUUACGACCGGUACAUAGCGAUCUGCAACCCCCUGCUUUAUACUGUCAUUAUGUCCAAGAGGGUCUGCUACCAGCUCGUGCUUGGAGCAUUUCUGGGGGGCACUAUGAGCUCGAUUAUUCACACCACUAACACUUUCCUUCUGGAUUUCUGCUCCAAGGAAAUAAACCACUUCUUUUGUGAUAUCUCCCCCCUUUUCUCUUUAUCCUGCACUGACACAUACAUGCAGGACAUAAUUCUGGUGGUGUUUGCUAGUUUGGUGGAGGCUAUUUGUCUUCUAACAGUUCUACUUUCUUAU